AUGGGAGUCGGCAAGUUGGAGGACGAGAACGCGACAUUGAAGACGGCUGUCUCGGACACUAAUCGUGAAGUCGAACAACUAAGGAAGGACAAGGAGAACCUGACCGCUGAAGUUGAGGGUCUCAGGACCAAGACUGGCAAGAUAGAGUUUCAUUUGGAACAACUUGCGGUGAAGCUUGUCCUGAAGCUUGAAGAACUCUGUCGGGACUUUGAGGCUGAAACUGGACGGGUCGAGACAGGUCUCGACCCUAUCAACUGUCCCAUGAAAGAUGAAGUUGCGAUGAACUUGCUUCGACUGGAAUCGCGCUUGGAUGGUGCAGUCGACUAUCUGGCUCGGCUGAAGGCGGCGAUGGCCCGAAUGGACGUCGAACUCUGGCCUCAGGAGGAAAUAUCUCAAGACCUUGAGUCCUUGAUGACUCGGCUAAACCAGAUCACAGACCGAGUGCAAGAGUUGAAGAAAUCUUUUGCCCGCUGUGGUGCUGACGUCGCCUUAUCUUUGGUCCGAGUGCACUGCAAGUAG
Triticum dicoccoides is the source of this 519-nucleotide messenger RNA. RefSeq lists its product as uncharacterized. Bases 1 to 519 code for a protein of 172 amino acids. The transcript is spliced from 3 exons. Lineage: Eukaryota; Viridiplantae; Streptophyta; Magnoliopsida; Poales; Poaceae. The record is from RefSeq and is a predicted model, not a curated record.